AUGGUCCUCCACAACCCCAACAACUGGCAUUGGGUCAACAAGGAUGCCUCGGCCUGGGCGAGACAGUACCUUGAGGAGAGCUUGGCGAAAGUCGAGACUACCGAUAGCGGUGUCACGGCAAAGAUUAGCAAGGUUGUGAGCAUGGAUGGCGACGUCGACGUUAGCCAGAGGAAGGGAAAGGUCAUCACCAUUUACGAUGUUAAGCUCGUUCUAGAAUACACCGGCACCACUGCCGACGAGGCUGAGGUCUCUGGCACCAUCACCGUUCCUGAGGUCGCCCACGACACUGAGGAGGAUGAGUUUGUGUUUGACAUCGACAUCUACUCCGACUCCAAGGAGAAGCAGCCUGUCAAGGACCUCGUCCGCUCCAAGCUCGUGCCGGAGCUCCGCAAGGAGUUCCUCAAGCUGCCCGGAGCCUUGAUCGCCGAGCACGGCAAGGACAUCCAGCAUGCCCCCGGAUCCAACCCGUCCAGCGGCUUCUCGACCCCCAAGUACCAGGCACAGAACACGACGGCCAAGUCCACCACCGCCUCGACCAGCGUCAAGGGUAGCUCCGGCAAGGUCGUCAACACCAUGACCCUGACCGACACCGCCGAGUUCCGCACCACGGCCGAGGAGGCAUACCAGACCUUUGUCGACCCCGCCCGCAUCGCCGCCUUCACCCGCGCGCCGCCCAAGGUCUUCCAGGGCGCCAUCAAGGGCGCAAAGUUUGAGCUGUUUGACGGAAACGUCACGGGCGAGUACCUCGAGCUCAGCGCCCCCAAGAAGAUUGUCCAGAGCUGGCGCCUGAAGCAGUGGCCCGAGGGCCACUUCUCCAAGCUCAGCAUCGAGUUUGACCAGAACGACGUCGACCACGUCACGCUGAUGCGUGUCAACUGGGACGGCGUCCCUGUGGGCGAGGAGGAGGCCACGAAGCGUAACUGGCAAGAGUACUACGUCAACAGCAUCAAGCGCACAUUUGGGUAUGUCUCUACAAAUUCGGCACCAUUCUUGGAAGAACUUCCUGCAGGCGACUGGCUGACACGCACAAACGGUAUGGAGAGUUCUGCGGCAUGCAUCAUUAGAUCCUCAGACUGGCUUUACAAGCCCUGA
Messenger RNA from Colletotrichum lupini, 1092 nucleotides. RefSeq lists its product as uncharacterized. Gene Ontology annotation, biological process: protein folding; positive regulation of ATP-dependent activity. Gene Ontology annotation, cellular component: cytosol. Gene Ontology annotation, molecular function: ATPase activator activity; protein-folding chaperone binding. Bases 1 to 1092 code for a protein of 363 amino acids. Lineage: Eukaryota; Fungi; Ascomycota; Sordariomycetes; Glomerellales; Glomerellaceae. The transcript has 5 exons. The record is from RefSeq and is a predicted model, not a curated record.